Messenger RNA from Selaginella moellendorffii, 2335 nucleotides. Its product is annotated as F-box/kelch-repeat protein At5g42360. NCBI's taxonomy places the organism in Eukaryota, Viridiplantae, Streptophyta, Lycopodiopsida, Selaginellales, Selaginellaceae. The transcript has a single exon. The record is from RefSeq and is a predicted model, not a curated record. Bases 230 to 2230 code for a protein of 666 amino acids. Gene Ontology annotation, molecular function: protein binding.
UCUCUCCCAAGGCUGUGAAGAAGAAAGAAUGGCGAUGGCGAUGGCGAGCAAAGGCGCCGUUGGCGGAGAUUAUGGAAGGCGCGUCGCCCAGUCUCUAUCGUCACAGGUGGGAAGUUCUUAGAUCGUCGCGAUUUCCACCCUGUCGAGGGCACGAUAGUGGUAUAUUUCGAGGCCGCAUGAAGGAAUUCCAGAAUAUCCAGGAUUUCGAGGAAUCCAUCGUCUCCCAGCGAUGGCGGGGCAUGAAUCGCGGCGCGGGGGCAGCAUCGGCUUGCGUCGGAGCUCGUCAGCGCAUCAUCAUCGUGCGGGCGAUGCUGCUGGCCCGCAUAAGCUGCUUAGAACGGUCAGCCAGAGGUUGAGACGUCUCAUCAGCGGCGAGAUCGUUCCCAGUGUCAAUCACGGUAGCGGCAGGCUGUUUUUCGGGCGAGACUUCGAUGAUGAUCGCCCCGGGGCUGCCAGGAUCAUCCACCAAGAACAGGCAAUAAUUGAUCAUCACACGGGCAAGUCGAGGCCAGGUUUCUUCCUCAACUUCUCGCCGGGAGAGAGAUUUCCAGGAAGAACGCUCCAAGAACAGGAAGAGGAAGAGGCCGAGCUCCCAGAGGAACCCACAUCCAGAUGCUUUAGCAGGAUGAGGAGCAGCCGCCGCGAGAAGCUACUCGCUUCUUCAUUAGAUCCAAGCGGCAGCGCUAGAAAUCUGUGCCGGGGAUGCUUUGGGUCAACGAUCCCUCCGGAAGAGCUGCCGGAUUCAUCGAUGUUUGGACAGGAUGAUGGCCACCAGCAGCAGCAUUCCAUCGUGCUCCCGGACGACGUUCUCGAGAUGUGCUUGGCGAGGCUUCCAUUCGAUUCCCUGGUCCGAGCUCGCGCGGUGUGCAAGAAGUGGAGUUCCUUGACGCGCUCCUCGCAUUUCUUGCAGCUCCGGGACAGGAUGGGCUCCCCCCGGCCAUGGCUCUUCGUGCUUGGGCUGUCGAGAGAUGGAGUGAGCCUGGGCCAGAUUCAAGCCUUGGAUCCCACUCUCGAUCGGUGGCGCUCCAUCCGAGCCGACGCACUGGCGGGGCGUUUGCUCUACUCGGUGGCGUCCAGUGGAUCCAAGCUCUUCGUGGUCGGGGGCUGCUCGGCGCGGGCCAGCAGCGACAGGGAGAAAGGAGGAUUCCUCAAGACUCACAGGAGCGUUCUCGUGCUGGAUGCUUUCACCGGGCAGUGGAGCAAGGCCGGGAUUGGAAUGAAGAGCGCGAGGACCACUCCCGUGGUGGGAGUUUUCGAGAUGACGCAGGGAAUCAAGCUCAAGCUCUUCGCAGCUCCAGAGAAGAAGACCACCACCACCACCACCACCACCACCAAUCACAGGAGGAUUGCCAGGAAGCGAUCGGCAGAGAUUGGUGUCUUCCGGGGAUCAUCAUCGACAGGACCAGGUGGUGGCUCGUCAUUCAUGGAUCAGAUCUCUGCGCGACGCUGGCAGCGAAGUUAUAGCUUCCGGGAGCUGACGACGAGCUUGGGAUCAUCGUCGUCAUCCUCGAAACCAUCUGGCAGUAGCGGCAGCGGCAGUGGCAGCAGCAGCGCUUUUGGAUUGAUCGUCAUUGGCGGGGAGGACGAGCGAAACCAGACGCUUUCCAGCGGCGAGGUGUACGACCCAUCGUCCAGCUCGUGGAGGGAGAUCGCGGCGUGGCCGUGUACGGAUCUUGGAUCACUGUGUACGGGGGUGGUGUCCAAAGGCGUGCUUUACUGCUACUCGGACAGUGACAAGCUCGCGGCGCUGGAUCUCGAGCGAAACUCCUGGCACGAGAUCGCCAUCUCGGCCUCGGGCAUUCCCUCGCGAAUCCAGGACUAUCUCCCCAAGCUGGUGGUGUGCAAGGGCCGGAUCCUUCUCGUGGGCGUCGUCUGGGCAUCGAGAUCGCAGCACCAGAUCAAUGGGUUCGAGCAGCAGCAGCCCAAGGCCGCGAGGAAGAUCUGGCGAUUGGAGCAGGAUCGAUCAUCCUCCUGGCGGUGGAGCGAGGUGUCGCAGCACCCGGACGCGCCGCUCGACUGGAACGCGGUGUUCAUCGGCCAUGGCGACAGGAUCUUCGGUGUGGAGAUGUUUAAGAUCUUCGGGCAGGUGCUGGAUUUCGUGACAGUGUGCCAGUUCGCGGGCUCGCGGCGCAAGCGCGCGAGCUGGGAUCGCGCCUCCAAGCAGAGAAUGGGGCAGGACGUGGAUUCCUCCUCGUGCCUCACCAAAGCAGCAGUCAUCGUCCAGCUAUAAACCCUAAAAAUGUAGAGCUCAAGAACCCUAAAAUGCCAUAAGCCCUAAAAAAGCCUCCUUUAUUUACAGUAUUGUGCAGCGCGAGUUCUUCAUCUUUUCCUCGAA